ACCCACAGUCAUCACACACCCACACAGAGGUCUGCGCCGUCGCGGGUCGGCCACCUCAUCCAUCCGUCACCCCGGACCGGAAUCCGGGCAAACCAACCCCCUUCGCAAAGAGCCCUCGCCUCUGCCCGCCGUCCUCUCCCGCAGCCGUGGGCAGGGCAUCCCAAUUGCUCACCGUUCGUGAGCUCCAGCUCUCUCCGACUCUACCCCCUGACCGGGCUGCGUUUUGCUCAGCGUUGAACUCACAGACAGCAGGAGUUUCAGUAUGCAGCAGAUGGCGCUGUCUGCGUUGGUCGCGAACCCCUCCUCAUCCUAUAGCAGUACCGUAUCGGGGCUGACUGCCCUAUGGUCUCAGAGAUGGCAUGGGAGACGCGUGCGAAGCCAAGUUCGGGCGCAGGCGGAAGCAGGGAUGAAGUACAAUAAGCUGGGAGAUUCAGAUCUUCUUGUCAGCGAGAUUACUCUUGGAACAAUGACUUUUGGAGAGCAAAACACAGAGAAGGAAGCGCACGAGAUGCUUUCUUAUUCUAUUGAUCAGGGCAUCAAUAUCAUUGACACUGCUGAAAUGUACCCAGUUCCAACCAGCAAGGAUACUCAAGGGAGGACCGAUUUAUAUAUUGGCAGUUGGAUGCAAUCCAAACCACGAGACAAGAUAAUUCUAGCCACCAAAGUUUCUGGUUAUUCAGAGCGAUCUUCAUAUCUUCGGGAAAAUACAGAAGUGCUGCGUGUCGAUGCCGCCAAUAUCAAGGAAAGUGUUGAAAAGAGCCUUAAACGCUUAUCUACAGACUACAUCGAUUUGCUUCAGAUACACUGGCCCGAUAGAUAUGUGCCAAUAUUCGGUGGAUUCAGCUAUGAUUCAACCAAAUGGAGGCCAAGUGUUCCGUUUGAGGACCAAUUGAAAGCUUUCCAGGAACUAAUUGAUGAAGGGAAGGUACGCUAUAUCGGUGUUUCCAAUGAAACCUCAUACGGAGUAAUGGAGUUUGUACAUGCUGCGAAACUUCUAGGACUUCCAAAGAUUGUGAGCAUCCAGAACAGUUAUAGUCUAAUUGUGAGAUGCCGCUUCGAAGUUGAUCUUGUCGAAGUCUGCCACCCAAAUAACUGCAAUGUUGGGCUGCUUGCCUACUCUCCAUUGGCUGGCGGUGUUCUCAGUGGAAAGUAUCUGGAUGGAAACUCUGGUGAUGCAAAGAGGAGCAGGCUGAAUCUAUUCCCUGGUUACAUGGAGCGCUACAACGUAUCAUUGGCUAAAGAAGCAACUGGCGAAUAUGUCAAGCUUGCCAAGAAGCAUGGGCUAACCCCAGUCCAGCUUGCCCUCGGCUUUGUGCGCGACCGUCCUUUCACGGCUAGCAGCAUCAUCGGAGCAACCACCAUGGAUCAGUUAAAGGAGAACAUCGAUGCAUUUACCAGCGCUCCGCGGCCUCUGCCACCGCAAGUUCUAGAUGACAUCGAGACUCUUUUCAAGAAAUACAAAGAUCCAGCAAUCAUCUAGAUGUUGAUUUUGUUAUGCAAUAUAUAGAUCAAGCAAGCAGACAGAGAUUAUGCCAAAUUCUUUUUGUGUUUAUACCACAUUGAAACCAUAAACCAUAAAUGUGUGUAACACAUAACUGCAAGCAUAUAUUUGUUUUUGUUUUGUAAUAUGUUUGUAUUCUUGAUUAUUACAUAUACAUAUAGAGUCAUGAAGCAAGGAAUGGGGCUAUCUAUCAGUA
Molecule: messenger RNA, 1697 nt
Organism: Lolium rigidum
Lineage: Eukaryota; Viridiplantae; Streptophyta; Magnoliopsida; Poales; Poaceae
Product: protein tas-like
Exons: 9
Coding region: 263-1480 (405 amino acids)
Source: RefSeq, a predicted model, not a curated record